AAAAUCUACAACAAGUUUGCAUCUGACAAUUAUAUUGAUAUUUUAACCCUCUUUUCCUUCCUUUGUUAUCCAGAAAAACUUCGAAAUUGUGUGUCCUUUCUUCCAGCUGAUUGCAUUGUCCUUAAUUCCCAUACGUAAACAACAGACAUUCUCGCAAAUUUGCUCUCUGUUUUUGAUUUAUCUUGCUAUAUGUUUUGCCCUGCUUAUUCGUCUCACUUGGAACGUUUUUUAUUUUGGUGUUUCGAGCGAGUUCCUAGAGGGAAACCCUCCACUAUCGAGUCCGAAAUUAAAUAGAAUAAAAACUACUAUAAAAUAAAUUAAACACAAUGCCAUUGAUUGUAAUUUCUGGAUUCCCCGCUAGUGGCAAAACGAAACGUGCCUUGGAACUGAAAUCGUACUUCGAAAGCCGGGGGAAACGUGUCCAUCACAUAAGCGAGAAUAAGGCAAUACCAAAAGCUGGAUUCCACAAAAACGUGUACUUUGCGGACUCACAAAAGGAGAAAAUGGUUAGAAGUGACUUGAAAUCCGAAGCUCUACGCCUGCUGGACAAAGAAAGCGUGGUGAUAUUGGAUGCCGGGAACUAUAUUAAAGGAUAUCGUUACGAGUUAUUCUGUGCCACAAAAGCCGCCCGAAGUACACAAUGUACAUUGUUUUGCGGUGUACAAAAUGAUCGUGCCUGGGAGUUCAAUUGCAGUCGUUGCGGUGUCGAGCCAGAAGAUCUGAGUAAAGUGGAGGAUGAAUCACUGUUAGAUAAUUCCAAUAUUGCAUACAGCAAGGAGAUUUUUGAAGGCUUGUGUAUGAGAUUUGAGGAACCUCACGGGAACUGUCGUUGGGAUAGCCCACUUUUCGUUUCCUUUCCAGACGAUGAGCUAGAAUUUGAAAAUAUCUACAGUGCUCUGUUCGAAUCGAAACCUCUGCCGCCAAACCAAUCAACACAAAACCCCCCUUUAAGUUCAACAAAUUAUGUAUUUGAAUUGGAUCGUUUAACCCAGGAGAUUGUGUCCGAUGUUCUGGCAGCAAGGAAAAUUGGAAUCCUGGGACCCGUCCCCAUUAAAAAUAGUCAAAUAAAAGUCGAAAUACCUGGUAAUAUGACUGCCAUUCAACUGAAUCGUUUAAGGAGACAGUUCCUCAACUACAGCAAAUUGCAUCAUGCCACCACCAGUACACUUGACAAAGUUCCUCAGUUAUUUGUUCAGUUUCUGAAUUCCAACUGUGGCAGCGGCUCUUAAAGAAAACAAAUUGUGUGCAUUGUCGUUUUACGAUUUAUAUAUAUAUGUAUUUUUGUUGCAUAAAAUUUCAUUUAACUCCAAUUGUUUUUCUAUUGGAAGCCUUCAUGGAUUUGUUUUUACAAAAUAUUUUGUAUUUGAAAAAUAAAGAAAAAUCAAUUCAAAUAUGUUUAGUAAA
This is a messenger RNA of Musca domestica (house fly), 1404 nucleotides long. Its product is annotated as protein KTI12 homolog. The transcript is spliced from 3 exons. Lineage: Eukaryota; Metazoa; Arthropoda; Insecta; Diptera; Muscidae. The record is from RefSeq and is a predicted model, not a curated record. The coding region runs from base 327 to 1229 and encodes 300 amino acids.